AAGCCAUGGAGGAGUGUGUGUUGAGGAGGAGGAGGAAGAAGAAGAGGGGGUCAGCCUGUAAUAAGCAUCACGACGAGGCAGGCUCACUGUAUUCCUUUCAUCCGUACUUGGUUGUCUUUCGUCGUCCGUUUAGCAAUCGACUGGCUCGCCAGCUUUUUUGUGGCGUGUGGAACGCUAGCUUUAGCUUUAGCUUUGCCGUCGUCCUGCCAUUUCUUUUUGUUGUUGUUGUUGUUGUUGUUGUUGUUGUGGUGGGGGAGAAAAGUUUUGAAAUGAAGAGUGAACAGCAGCUAAGUCGAUGGCGACCAACCAAGAAGACGCGUUGAACAUGUCCGAGUCGUAGUUGAGGUGCUUAGCUGUGUGACGACGCGAAUAUGGCUCAGGUGGUGGAAUUUAAAAGGCAGCUGUCACUAUAGCCCAGCUCGCCAGUUUGACAAAAGAGACUGUCGCUUCAACAAAGCUAUUUGGCCGACCAUCACCUCCAUUCCCUCCCGAGCGAGACACGGCUUUUAGUAGUGGCGCUCGCAGGUGUCUUUUUGAACAAAAUGGCAGAGUACAGUAGCAUGCUAACAAAGCGACGCUUUGUUGCGGGAUAGGGCCAAGCCAGCCCCAGCGAGGCUGCGCCGCAAAGGGGCUUGUUCACGCCGAGCUUAUAGUAGAUUCUUGAGGAGCUGCUGUUUGCUGUCGAAAGAGGACUGAGGGCAGAAGACCCAUCAAGCCUGAUGACACUGGACAACAUGAAGCCCGAGAGAGAUGCAACAGAGGAGUUUUUCGAGUACGACACAGAGGAGUUCCUGGUGUUCCUGACCCUGCUCAUCACUGAGGGACGGACACCGGAAUAUUCGGUGAAGGGCAGGACCGAGGGGCUGCACUGUCCACCUGCCCAGUCAGCUAUGCCCCCUCUUCACAAGCAUGAAUGCAGCGAUAAACUGCCACAGUGUCGUCAGGCGCGUCGGACCCGUUCAGAGGUGAUCCUGCUCUGGAGGAACAGCAUCCCCAUCAUGAUCGAGGUCAUGCUCCUGCCCGACUGUUGCUAUGGUGACGAGUGCCCACCGAGUGACCCCAUCAGUGACCCAGUCAUCAAACAAGAUGCACUGCUGCUGGAGAGAUGGACCUUGCAGCCGGUUCCAAGGCAAAGCGGUGACCGUUUCAUUGAGGAGAAGACGUUGCUGUUGGCCGUGCGCUCGUACGUUUUCUUCUCACAGCUCAGCGCCUGGCUCAGUGCCUCCCAUGGCAUCGUCCCCAGAAACAUCCUGUACAGAAUAAGUGCUGCCGAUGAGGACUUGGUGUGGAAGUUCUCACAGCCACCAUCCGAACACAUAUUCCCCGUCCCCAAUGUGUCCCAGAGUGUUGCGCUGCAAGUCCGUGUCCAGUCGCUGCCCCGCCAGCCCACCUAUCCCACCUUGGCCUGCAGCAUCCACACUGGCCUGCCCCCGCUCUACAGCAAGACCCCCAGCCUCAACCCAAACUUCAAUAGCCCUGGUGGCCAGCCCACCCUCCUAAAAAUUCAGGAGCCCAACAAAGACAGCCUCCUCCGCAGCUCCAACAUAUACAGCAAGAGCUCCAGCUCUGUGUCAGGCCGCCUUAUCAACGGAAUGCCCAUCCCCAAUCUUCCCAUCAACAACAUUCCCAUCAACAGCCUUCCACACACAGCCACGCCACCCCCCUUCAGCAAGAAAAAACAGGACCCCAGUGAAAAACAUACAUAUCAGAACGGAGAGCUCCCGCAGGUCAACAUCCCCCAAAGUCAGGACUCCCCACUGUUCCGCCGAUCCUCACGCUCACCCACAUCCUCACGCUCCCAUUCCCCUUCCCCACUCCCAGGGAAGUGGCUCUACUCGUCCCUCAAUGGCUCAUCGGACCCCCAGCCAUUGGAAGAUUAUGGGUGCGGCACCAACAGUGGCGACAGGCCAAAAGCACCACUCCCCGAGCCGCUCCGAGCCUUUAAGAGUUUGUCAUUGGCUGAGCCUGCUCGCUGCCCCACACCCCGGUCCGCGGCGAACGAAACCAACCCGCUCAUCGGCUCACUGUUACAGGAGAGACAGGAAGUUAUAGCCCGCAUCGCACAGAGGCUCAACUUCUGCGAUCCCACAGCGCCGCCGCUUCCCCCGGCCCUUUUUGCCACGGACAACUCUCCCAAAGCCACGUGGGGCAGUAGCCAUGACGACAUAGCCGCCAGUAAGACCAAAGAGCCAGCGGUACCGCCCUAUGAGUGUGUGGGACAUGCUUGGCCCACCCCUUUUCACACACCCACCACCGGCACAUCUUUCCACAAGCGGGAGACCUCCCCAAAGCCUGCAGUCUGCAGGAAGCUGAACCUGACCGAGACGAGAGAUGGGAGCAUAGAGAGGGAGCGAGAGAAAAGCAGCGAGGAGCGAGACGGCUCCCUCAUUGCUCAGGCAGUGCACGACAUUACUCGACUCAUCCAGGAAAGACUGUCUGUCCCCUCGCUGUCGCCCAGCCACAGCAGGUGCGGCAGCCCUCUACACCACACGCACACAACAACAGUCACGCAAACAAUACGCACAUACUCGCACCCUACACACGUCCCACACACCUCACACGACAGCUACACUAAUGGCCACAUUCACAGCCACGAACCUAACAGGGGCCUUCAUGCCGCUGCCCCAUACACGCCUCUUUGCACAAACAAAUCUCGGCUCGACCCGGGGACCAAUUGCCAUUCUCCUCGGGCCCAAAAUGGUGCCCAAUAUACACUUGAAGAACCUUCACUCAGUGGCCAGCUGCAUGCUGGUCCACGUUUACGAACUCCCACCCAGGAAAAGCUCACAAUCAACACAACCAGCAGUCAUAUUUUCCCUCCCUCCUCGGAGAACGGGCCUGGAAGUGCCCUGCCCUCCAGUCAGACCUGCAAGGGAUCCACCUUCAACUGCAACACAAUCCAAAACCACAGCAAGCCUCAGUCACCCACACGGGCUGAUGCUUCAGCCCAGGAUGAGAACCAAACACCUAGACAGUCUACAGAACUGUCUUCCCCUCCUACUGUCCUGCGAACUCAUGGACCCUGUCCCUUGGGGCCCUGCAACGGCUGGAGGAAGCAGAAUCGCCACUCGUUAGACGCCACGGCAACCAAGGCCUUCCAUCCCUGCACGGGCCUGCCCCUGCUCUCCAGCCCUGUUCCACAGAGGAAAAACCAAUCUGGCUACUUUGACCUGGACACCUCUCUGAUUGGCUAUAAAGGCUUACCCUGGGCCUCUGGGAAAAGGGUGUGCCGUAAGGGAGACGAGUACACAGAUGACUCUCCGCAGCUGUUCAGUGCAAGUGCUCCACCUGCCAGUCUCAGUCUACUUGGAAACUUUGAGGAGUGUGUGUUGAACUACCGUCUGGAGCCUUUAGGGACGGUGGAGGGUUUCACGGCCGAAGUUGGCGCCAGUGGGUCCUUCUGCCCCAGUCACCUGACCUUACCCGUGGACGUGUCAUUCUAUAGCGUCUCAGAUGACAACGCCCCCUCACCUUAUAUGGGUGUCAUCAACCUGGAGUCCCUGGGGAAAAGGGGCUACCGAGUACCUCCAUCAGGAACCAUUCAAGUGACCUUAUUCAACCCGAACAAGACGGUGGUAAAGAUGUUUGUGGUGAUGUACGACCUACAAGCCAUGCCAGCUGGAAACCAGACCUUCCUACGCCAGAGGACAUUCUCCGUCCCUGUCAGGCGAGACUCGAACCAUCAGAUCAACAGGAAACCCCUCCCUUUGGGCCAGACACGCACUCUGCGCUACCUCGUUCAUCUGAGGUUCCAGAGCUCCAAGUCUGGGAAGAUCUACCUCCACAGGGACAUCCGUCUUCUGUUUUCUAGGAAGUCCAUGGAGGUGGACAGCGGUGCUGCCUACGAGCUACAGUCAUUCACCGAGUCCCCCAUCGACCCGCCAUUCUCGCCCCGUUGCUGACUCGCGACUAACUCCCUGAACCCCUCACCCGUCCUCCCUCCUCUGCCUGCCAGGCCAUACCCGCACCUCCAUGUCAGUCAUGAGUCUUUGUGUCAGCCUGUGACUUGUAUUGGAAAGAAAUAGAUGGACAGCAGAUGAUGGAGUGCACCCCUGUGUGGGACGCUUGUUAGAAUGGAAUUCUCUGUUGACGUGCAUGAACUUUGUUCUGACUCACAGCUGGAGUGUGCAGGGUUUUGAGGUCAUGCUAUAAAAUGCCUUACAAGAUUUAAAAGGUAAUUAUUGAGUUUUGUGUAUUCCUCCCCACCUGCUCCUGCAUCAGGCAGGAGAGUUGAAACCAAUGAUUGUCCACAGGACCAGUUGGACUCUCAACUCUACGCAGUUUGUGCUCCAGUCCCCAAACUAGAAUGUUGAUUUGGACCUCAUUGUGACUUAAUGAAUACAUGUUGAAUCUCAGUUACUUGACAAAUGCAAUACUUGGCCUUUUGAAUGAGGGAAAAAAAUCUAGGCUUUUUGGCUUGAAGCUUGUUUGACAGUAAAUUAAGCCUAAUUUUGAUUCAAUAGCCCCUUUUGCCUUGCCUGUAUAAGCCGGCAUUUUUCUGCCUUUUAUUUAAUGUCCCACUUCACUGGGGUUUGUGUAAAAGGUGGUUAGAUGCCUUCUGUUAUGAUUCUGAUGCAACAUUUUUUUAGAAUCUCUGUAAAAGAGGCUAAUGCUUGCCAAACUUGGAACGGCAGCGGCUGCGUCGCGUAUUAGAGGAAGUGGGUUGGAGUGGAGCCCCCCCCCCCCCCACCCACACACACACCCAUCGUCACUUCCUAUACCCCACCCCACCUCAAAAAAGGACCACCGAAGAAGUCCACCAUGCAAUCACAAUGAAUUCAAGUGAACUCAUCAUGGCAGAAAUCUUCAGAAAUGCACUGUGGAUUUAUUUAUUUUUUUCCCUUGUCCAAACUGAAAAAAGAAAGCGAAAAAUAAUUGUCAUACUUCUUUUUGUACUGUUACAAAAACCAAUUUAUUGGAAGUGUUGCAAUAGAAUAAGAGUAACCUUAGUUUUAAGUGUUUACUUUCAGUUUACCUAACCAUCCUGUUUAUUUAAUAUUUAAAUUAAUAUUUCAGUUGUUAUUUGUGAUGUCUGUCAUGCCAAGAUGGUUUAGUGUAAACUGUAUAUCAUAGUAUUUUUGACAUUAAUAUUCAAAUCUGAAAAAAAUAUAUCUAUCUUC
Phycodurus eques (leafy seadragon) is the source of this 5120-nucleotide messenger RNA. It is a transcript of the gene atosa, whose product is annotated as atos homolog A. The coding region runs from base 720 to 3902 and encodes 1060 amino acids. The transcript is spliced from 12 exons. The record is from RefSeq and is a predicted model, not a curated record. NCBI's taxonomy places the organism in Eukaryota, Metazoa, Chordata, Actinopteri, Syngnathiformes, Syngnathidae.